AUGGGUAAGAACAAGUCCCCUCCGUCAUCGGCAGGGCCCACGGCACACCCUGAGGACAGUGCCGGGGAAGUGCGGGCGGGAGCACUGAGGCCACGCAGUCCGCCCGCGCCUGGCGUCCAGGCUCCUGGGGUCCGUUACCAGCCACCGGGCACGCACAGUGCGGAGCUGGGCCGGCUGUUUUCCUGCUGCUCCAUCCGCAUCCGGAAACAGGGCAGGGAGGGCCUGGGAGGGGGUCUGGCGGCCCCACUGUCCCGUCCCUUCCCGGGCAUCGGCAUGGUUCCGGGGCAAGCUCCGUGGAAAGCGGCGCCCCAGGAGCAGCAGAGGGCGGGACUCCCUUCGGUCAAGAGACGUCCUCCAGCCGGGCCUGGACACUCGGCACAGCCCCGUGGAGGGCAGCUUGUGAACAAAGACCAGUCACCCCUCCCCCUUCCUGUAGCACAGGCUGGCGGUGACCUUGAUGCCUGGACCUUGGUGUGGGACAGCCGGAGCCCCCAAGGUCGCCCUCAUCGCCUUGGGGGACUGUGUGUGGGAAGAGCACAUGGCAUGAGCAAGGCGGACACAGAGCCUGGGCAGGCUGUGGCCCCGUGGCCGGGCACGCCCCUCACCAAGGCGAUCCCUGCACCUGCAGCAGGCCUGACAUGGGACCAGCCCUGGAAGGCUGGGACCACCCAGACCUGGACCCUGCGGCAGCCUGCUGCUCCCGGGAGCUGGGCCACCCACAUCCUCCUGACGGUCCUCUAAAGCCUGGGCCUCGGCUCCCCAGAGCCCCAGGGCUCAGCCAGCCUUGUGCCACCCAUCUGGCCCCCUCUGGCUGCCGGACCAUGCCCACAGAGCUCCCGGGGCCUGAGGAACCCCAGGUCACGCUCUGUCGGUGUGGGGGGGUGCUAAGAGAAAUGAAGGGAGGGGCCUAGCCCUGAGCAGAACCAGGGAGAGGACACCGUCAGAAGCAGGGCCUGCGACAGGAUCCUGGGAAGAUGCAGACAUUCUCCCCUCCGGGGGCGCCCAGCAUCCCAGCUGCACAGCCAGGCGAGCGGAGGAGCCGGCCCAGCCUGCACGGCUCUCAGGAAGGUGCCCCAGGUGGCAGAGAGGCUGGGCAGGACCCGGAAAAGAAUGGGUGGGAUAGGUCGGGUGUGGGGAACAGGCAGGCAGGAGACAGGGAGGCCCCCAUGCAGGCCCAAACGGUCAGCUGGGGCCCGGCAUCUCCACCCACCUUCGACCCCCCAUCUGCUGAGGACAGUCUGCUCGGGGCAGGAUGGGAAUGGGGUGCAGAGGU
Molecule: messenger RNA, 1273 nt
Organism: Lutra lutra (Eurasian river otter)
Lineage: Eukaryota; Metazoa; Chordata; Mammalia; Carnivora; Mustelidae
Product: collagen alpha-2(I) chain-like
Exons: 4
Coding region: 1-741 (246 amino acids)
Source: RefSeq, a predicted model, not a curated record